AUGGAAUUAAUGCCAGAUCAAGCCGAAAAGCUUCGACAAUUUCAGGAGGUGACAAAUGUGGCAGAACGUGACUUGGCCGCUGCAAGACUCGAAUCUGUGGGAUGGAAUCUGGAGCAAGCGAUUGAAUCAUAUCUGUGUGGAGAUGGCAUUAUAGCAGAUGACGUGGAAGUGCUACCUCCUCCAGCGAAGAAUCAUCGGAGAGAACUGCCGGAUUUUGAUGAAGCAAAAGAGGAGGCAGACGCUUUAGAAGUUUUGGAAGUGCUCAAUAACCGUAGAAAUCGGCAGGCAAGACGUGCGCAUCGUGAAGUUGAUGGAGAUGAUAUGAAUGUUGUUGACAUGGAUUUAUCGCGUCCAUCGUCAUCUGUCGUUACAUCGCAUCGUCCUCGUAAUGGAUAUCCAGUGCAGGAAGAGUUCGUAAUGUCGGACGAUGAUGAACCUUAUCCAAUUCAUGAUCCAGACGAUCUCGAGUGCAGUGAGCGGAACUCUAUUACUCGUAACAACUUGCCGUUAAUCCCAACUGAAUGUGGCAGCGUUACGGAGGCGCUUCACAACUUUGUGGUAGUGUUUGAGUCCAGAUUUUCCGGCAUUGGAUGCCAUAUUCCGUCCUUCUUCACUGGAUCGUUACAUGAAGCAAUUAAAGAGGCUUUUGAAUCACCUGGAGGAAUUUCGGAACGUCGCCCUCUUGCUUUGUACAUUCACCACGACGGGAGCAUUGCCGCUAAUAUUUUCCCAUCGAAGGUCUUAUGUAGCGAUGCGGUGUCUAAUUUAUUGAGAUGUCAGUACAUUCUGUGGCCAUGGGAUAUUACUCAUAAGGAAAAUGAAGUAAAACUUCGAGAGUGGCUAGAAAUGGUAGGGAUGUCUGAAAUGCGUCGCACACUAGAGUCAAUGGUCUACGAUAAAGAGAAAUUUCCUCUUCUGAUUAUAAUUACAAAGGAUCGCGGCUCAUAUAAUAUCAAUGAUAUCUGCUCAGGUAUGGACAGUGCAGAUAUUGUGAUGGAGAAGUUAAUGGCUGGUAUAGAUACCUAUUCAACUAUCAGAAAUACAGAAAAGGCCGAAGAGGCGGCUCGCUUGGAGAGGGAGAGAAUUCGACAAGAACAAGCGCAUGAAUACGAAAUGUCUCUGGCAGCAGACAAAGCUCGAAUGCAAGCUAAGGAGCGGGAGUUGAGAGAACAAAGGGAAGAGGAGGAGAGGAGACUACGAGAAGCUGAAGAAACAGAAAUGAAGCGUCAGCUAUUAGCUAGCGAGCUACCAGAUGAACCAGCUGAAGGUGAGCGAGGUGCAAUCAUGGUGAAAUUCCGUCUGCCAGGAAGCGAGCAGGUCAUGCGUCGUUUCCGCUCCACAGAAAAGUUGUCGGUGUUAAUAAAAUUCCUCGGAGCCAAGGGAUACUCGGCAAAGGAUUAUCGUUUUUUCAAUUCUGAUUUCCCCAAGAAAGACGUGACCACAUUGGAUGACUCGAAAACGUUUAUGGAAUUGAAGUGGCCAGUGCGUGAACAGAUAUUCGUCGAAGAGCGCUGA
Ostertagia ostertagi is the source of this 1515-nucleotide messenger RNA. The record is from the annotation of a GenBank genome assembly. NCBI's taxonomy places the organism in Eukaryota, Metazoa, Nematoda, Chromadorea, Rhabditida, Trichostrongylidae.